UAGGCCGGAAGUGGGGCGGGGCAAGGCAAGGCGGCGGCGGGCGAUGGCGGAGAAGUUCGACUCCCUGGAGGAGCACCUGGAGAAGUUCGUGGAGAACAUUCGGCAGCUCGGCAUUAUCGUCAGUGACUUCCAGCCCAGCAGCCAGGCUGGUCUCAACCAGAAACUGAAUUUCAUGGUAACGGGCUUGCAGGAUAUCGACAAAUGCCGACAGCAGCUUCACGAUAUCAGCGUGCCCUUGGAAGUUUUUGAAUACAUAGAUCAAGGCCGCAAUCCUCAGCUUUACACUAAAGAGUGUCUGGAGCGAGCUUUGGCUAAAAAUGAACAAGUGAAAGGAAAAAUUGACACAAUGAAGAAAUUUAAAAGUCUGUUAAUUCAAGAACUGACAAAGGUGUUCCCAGAAGACAUGGCAAAGUACAAAGCUAUUCGAGGAGAAGAUCCUCCUCCUUAGGCUGGCCUUUGAUAGCACUAAAAAUGUCAAUCCAUAAACUGACACCACUCUAUAAAAACAUUGAUUAGAGAGAGGGGGAAUCCAAGCUGUCAUAACAACUGUAACUAAAAAUGGCAGUGAUGGACUGAUUGCUAAUGGGUCUGGUCUGAAGCUACUGAAUAUUUCUGAAGACUUUGAGUAAAAGAUUGCAGUUGAAACUUUCUAUGGGAAUCUAUUCUUUCCUGAAAGGCUUUGGAGAUAUAAUUGUUUACAGGUCAUCAAUGCAAAUCAUUUCGCACAAAGUACAUUUCCAGAGCAGAAAAUCAUGGGUUUUGUCUUCUGAAAAGUGUGCUCCGAGAGUGAGGGCUCACUUCUUUUUAAGGGAAGUGUAUUUAUUAUACUUGAUAAUUUUUCAUUUGUAAACUGCUUUUUUUCAUUACUGUACAAACACUUGACUACUUUCAUCUUGCUAAAUUCUACUGAACAGGAGCCUGUCAAGGGCUGCAGUUCUCAUGUGGCAUAAUGAAUUGCAUCCAAGAAAAACUUCAGCUAUUCUUGUUUUGUUCUAUGAGCUGCAGUGCAGAUGGUUGAGGAUAUAGAAAGUGAGCAUAUUCGGGAACUAGCUCCUCAGCAAUGUUAAUAUUUUGUUUAGUAUUUAAUGUAAGCUUUUGUUUAAUUCUACCCAUUUUCUGUAAUCUGGUUGUUGAAUAAAAAUGUGAAAAAAAAUCUAAAUGCUAAUGUUUUUCUGUUGCAUGCUACUCUUUGGAGAAUGAACUGAAAGCUGUGAAAAAUAGCGUAUUCUUCAGUCUCACAGUGAUAGAAAUAAAAGAUAUUAAAACUUUGCUAUUAAA
Messenger RNA from Tyto alba (common barn owl), 1278 nucleotides. It is a transcript of the gene MED10, whose product is annotated as mediator complex subunit 10. NCBI's taxonomy places the organism in Eukaryota, Metazoa, Chordata, Aves, Strigiformes, Tytonidae. The record is from RefSeq and is a predicted model, not a curated record. Gene Ontology annotation, biological process: positive regulation of transcription by RNA polymerase II. Gene Ontology annotation, molecular function: transcription coregulator activity. The transcript is spliced from 4 exons. The coding region runs from base 44 to 448 and encodes 134 amino acids. Gene Ontology annotation, cellular component: mediator complex; chromatin.